Messenger RNA from Penicillium lagena, 906 nucleotides. RefSeq names its product Rab family GTPase. Gene Ontology annotation, biological process: intracellular protein transport. The record is from RefSeq and is a predicted model, not a curated record. Gene Ontology annotation, molecular function: GTPase activity; GTP binding. NCBI's taxonomy places the organism in Eukaryota, Fungi, Ascomycota, Eurotiomycetes, Eurotiales, Aspergillaceae. The transcript has 3 exons. Gene Ontology annotation, cellular component: endomembrane system. The coding region runs from base 1 to 906 and encodes 301 amino acids.
AUGAGCUCCUCCCUCGAGGCCAAGAUCGUCGUGCUGGGCGCCCAAGGUGUCGGCAAGACGUCGCUCGUCCAGCGCUAUGUGAAAAACGCGUUCAACCCAGCCGCGACCACCUCCACGGUCGGCGCGUCGUUCGUGACCAAGCGCGUGCUCGACAGCACCUCGGACACGAUCGUCCGGCUGCAAAUCUGGGAUACAGCCGGCCAGGAGCGCUUCCGCAGCAUCUCGCGACUAUAUUAUCGUGGCGCGCACGCGUGUCUGCUCUGCUAUGACAUCACUGACGAGCAGAGCUUCCAGGAGAUGGCGGGCUGGUUGCGCGAACUGCGUCGCAACCUAGGCGGGGGCGGCGAUGCAGAUCAUGACGCGGACCCACUGGUUAUCCAUGUCGUCGGCACCAAGUCUGAUAUCGUGGCUGUUGAUCCUACCUGUCGCCGUGUACCCUUUGAGCGCACAAUCGCUUAUGUUGCUGAGCAACUAUAUCCAUCGCGGUCCGGCGGCAGCGGAUCUGGUAUCAGUGCCGCGAAUGUGUCCUCCGGGGCACUGCAGAGUCCAGAUAGUAAGCGCAGCAGUGCCUUCUGGGGCCAGGAGAUCGGCUGGGACUGCUGCCACGAGAUCAGCGCCAAGGAUGGCGAAGGCAUCGACGAGGUGUUCCGAGUGAUCACCCGCAAACUGGUCGAGCAGCGCAAUCGCCGCGACGCGGACCUGGGUCUUUCGAUGGCAGGCACGCCUAUCGGCGAGAGCGGCCCUGCUGGCCCCUUUACCCCUGGCAGCAUAGAUGGCGCGGGCAGCUUCCGGCUUGGUCAGGCGGACAAGCGGCGCAGCUGGCUAGGACUGGCGACGCCUACGGUGGGCGAUGGAGAAGAGGUUGAGAUGUUUCCGACGGCGCACAAGCGGGGGAGGUGUUGUUAA